GGAGGCUGCAUGGAGAAUGGGAGGGAGGGGUCACUUAUCAUAAAUAAAAAGGUCUCCACUUUGCCGGUAUAGAGUGUAGGAACAUUGGGAGAAGAGAACCUGCUGUAUCAGAAAAAGCCUACGUAACAGAGGACAGCACAGAUCCUUAUAUUAUACUUGCUUGGAGUUCUGGGCCAGAUUCCAUACAAACGGAGAGUAAGGCAGAAAGCAAGAGAAAGACGUGAAAAUGAGGACCCUCAUCAUUCUUGCACUCCUAGCUGUUCUCAUGGUGACGGCUUUCUGCUAUGAGUCUCAUGAGAGCAUUGAAUCACAUGAAUUUACAAGUCCUUUCAUUAACAGAAGGCAUGCCAACGUCUUUAUGAGACCCCCACCAGAGAAUAGGAGGGACAUUUAUUGGCAGGAAAGGAUCAGAGAGCGCAGAAAGACUACCCAGGAACGUCAGCGGGAGACAUGCGAAGAUUAUUAUCCAUGUGAAAUUUAUGCUCUGCGCCAUGGCUAUGCUGCUGCCUACAAACGGUUCUUUGGGCAGAGGAGGGGCGAGUGAAAGCAUUACCAUUCCCAGCGCCUGGAGCCUGGAUUUUGUAGCUACAAAGAGUGACAUCUUUGAAAUGAAUUGUUGCUUCUUAACUGCAUAUUAUUCCACCUGUCGCUUCAUUCUUUUGUAGCCAGUGAUUUCUAGUAUCUGUUAAUUAGCACAAUGCUGAUGUAACUGUGGUUGGGCAGAGAAGGGAUGUAGGUGUUUCUUAUGAAAUGAACAAUAUGGUUCGUAACUGAAGAGUUUUCUUUGUGCUGUUUGCAUGUCAAAGAUGAAGGUGCAUAUUUGUACACACUUACUUAGAAUUUGUCUAAUAAAAUACUUUGUGUUGGAUAUAGAUCUAGGAUAUGUAUUAAGUUAUAUACUGGGAAUCAAUAGCAUGGUAUCCUCAUGAUGCCCUAGAAUAUCUAGGAGAGCCUCUAAAUUUUAAAUCUAUUUUUUAAAAAGUAUAAAAGUAGGUGAAAAAAAGAUAAUCAAAUCUUCUAUGCAAGAAUUCAAUGUUUUUUCAGUGUUCUUACAUGAGAUUGCACAAGGAUUUGGGGUGGGGAGAGAUUGUCAAAAUCUCACAGGAUUGAUGAUCUCAUAAGAAAUUUGUUUUGUUUUGCUGCUGUGCCUUUGAGUCAGUGUAAUCCCUGCAGUUUUAGGCAUUCUAAAUUUUUUAUUAUUUUGGGUUCCCUGAAAAGUUUCUGAUCCUAUUAUAUAGUAAUACUAAUAGGUACUGGUUUUUACAACUCUAUCCAGGCAUUUCAGUGGGUGUUGUGAUUAUUGCCUCAAUCUUAAAUGUUUCCAUGAUUCAGUGCCCUUAGCUUUCAAUAAAGUUAUACUGUGAAAAGUUAGGCCCUUGUAAUUAAAGCUGUUAGUUAUUAAAAAUA
Molecule: messenger RNA, 1407 nt
Organism: Candoia aspera
Lineage: Eukaryota; Metazoa; Chordata; Lepidosauria; Squamata; Candoiidae
Gene: MGP
Product: matrix Gla protein
Exons: 5
Coding region: 227-544 (105 amino acids)
Cellular component (GO): extracellular region
Molecular function (GO): calcium ion binding
Source: RefSeq, a predicted model, not a curated record